This is a messenger RNA of Leptopilina boulardi, 3920 nucleotides long. RefSeq names its product protogenin B-like. Gene Ontology annotation, cellular component: plasma membrane; axon. Gene Ontology annotation, biological process: axon guidance; cell-cell adhesion. The transcript is spliced from 19 exons. The coding region runs from base 418 to 3897 and encodes 1159 amino acids. The record is from RefSeq and is a predicted model, not a curated record. Gene Ontology annotation, molecular function: protein binding. NCBI's taxonomy places the organism in Eukaryota, Metazoa, Arthropoda, Insecta, Hymenoptera, Figitidae.
UCGGCAAAACGGGUGGGAGAAUAUAGAAGAAAGAUGGCUAUAUGGAUGCGCAAAUCGCGUGGUAUAACAUAAGUUGUGAUCAAUUCUUUUUUCUCGUUUUAAUAUAUCAACUCUUGUUGAUUUUCUCGCGUUGAUUCCACGUUUUUGUGUCGCGUAACAUUCUUGGCAUUGUGAAGUUUUAUUUUAAUGCAAAAAUGUAACACAUGAUUAAUGUUAAUUACGACAAUUUUUUCCGGGCAAAAAAAAGAAUAUAAAAUAUAUCGCGGCGCAAGGGGCUGAACUCUCGCGUAUAUAUAUAUAUAUAUAUAUGAUGUCAAACAUGCGGCAAGGAUUUUCGAUGAGAGAAAGUAUUAGAAAUCCGCGGCGUGUUUCGGCAAAUGUUCGUCAGUGAAAACAGUGCCAAAUGAUUGCAAAUAUAUGGCGGCGAGAGUACUUUUGCUCAGCAUCUUGUUUACGGAAGUGCUAAAGCCCGUUUAUUGUACAGCUAUCGAAGGAAUUGACUGUGAAAAAAUCGAAAAUUGGGGACUCUCAUUGGAAAUUGAACCCAAGGGGCCUGUAAUUUUAGGGAAAAAAGGAACCACUCUCAGAUGCAAUGUAAAGUCAAAGCAAGAGAUUACCUGGUUGUACAAUGGGAAUGAAGCACCUCCGUGUGGAAUUGCCCGUUGUUCGGUCCAUCGCAAUGGAACUCUUCAUUUUUAUAAGCAGAAAAAAAAUUUAGAUAUUUCGAAACAAAAAAAUUUGAUAACUAAUAAUAGUAAUAGUUCAAAAACUUCGACAAAAGAUGAAUUUCGAUGUGUCGUUCGAACAAAUUGUGGGGGAUAUUUACGAUCAUCGCCUGUUGUUGUGCAAAUUGCUAAACUUGCUCGCACGUUUAAAGAACAACCUCAAAAUGUAAAAGUACAAGAAGGAGAAGUCGCGAGACUUUCAUGUUCAAUUGAAAGUUUGCCCUUCCCUCCAAAUAUCAUAUGGGAGCAUAAUUCAAAACCUUUAUUAUUUGAUGACAAUAGUGAAAAAUAUACUUUUAUAUCACCAGGUGUUCUAUACAUAAAUGCGACACAAUUGUCCGAUGCUGGAGAUUAUAGAUGUGUGGCUACAAAUGACUAUUUAAAUAAAACUACAUUAAGCAAAGAAGCAAAAUUAAUUGUUUCAAAUUCAAAGGAACAUUCCGUUAUUUCAAUAUUACCACAAACAUCCUAUAAUUAUGAAUUAAUUGAAAAUUCUUCAUUGCGGCUGGCGUGCGCUGUUUCUGGUUAUCCAUCUUCUGUUUCAUCAUGGUCAUUUGUUCCUCGAAAUUCAAUUAUUGAUAAAACACAAUUGAGAAUUCAUCUCAAUUUCACAAGUGGCAUAAGUAUUCUCAAUUUACAAAAUGUUGGACCAUCAAAUUCGGGUGUUUACACUUGUGCCGCCAAAAAUUCGCUCAAUAAAACCAUCGAAUAUCAGCAUAUUACAAUUAAUGUUAUGGUACCGCCAUCCUUUUUGAAAAAACCAACGGAACAAACUUUUCCAAAUGGGAUGAGAGUAAGAUUCGAAUGUCAAGCUCAGGGAUAUCCAACGCCACGUAUUUAUUGGCUGAAAGAUGCUAAAAAUAUCACUAUCAAUGAACGACGAACAAUUUAUGAGAAAGGUUUCAAUGAAAUGGAGUUGGCAAUUUCAAAUACAGUACAAUCGGAUUCUGGAGUUUAUCAAUGUGUCGCAGUUAAUGAAGUUGGUGAAAUUUCAGCCGCUGGUCGGCUUCAAGUUAAUAUUUCACGUAAUAAUCCUGACGCACCAACAAAUUUGAAAUGUCAUGCUCUAUCUUCGAAAAAGAUUCUAAUUUCAUGGGAACCACCAAAAUAUUUACCAACCACUAAUAUUACCGCCUAUACCGUCCAUUACAGUCCCGUUGAAGGAGGUAGGGAAGAAGUUUCACUUCCAGAAAAUGGAAAUGUCACAUCAGUUGAAGUUGCAAAACUUCUUGAACCAUUCACGAAUUACACUUUUUAUGUACGACUAUAUAAUAAUCAUGGAGCUAGCGAUCAAUCGACAACAAUCACUUGUUCCACCGCUCCAAGUGUUCCAAAAUCUGCUCCAAAGAUAAGUUUAAAUGUGAUUGGCGAUACGAAAUUGAAUGUAACUUGGAAGCCUCUAAAUAAAAAGCAAGCGCAGGGUAUAGUUACACAAUACAAAUUACAAUGGAGACUUCAUCAACAUCCUUCGUCACUCGUCCAUUAUUUUAAUUCUGACGUCGAGCAAUAUUUGCUCACUGAUUUGAAUCCUGGAGCUCAAUAUGACGUUAGAGUGUUGGCGAGGACCGAAGAAGGAUGGCCAAACAUGAAUGAAGCACAAUUUGCGUGGACCACUGUAACGAUGCCAUCUCCCGAGUCUGAACAAAUUUUGAUAAGAAAAAUUGUCAACGUCUUGCUGACAAAUAUAAAUACUUCCGUUGUUUCUAUGAAAUGGUCAAUAAAUGAAAAGUUAAAUCGAAAUCAUGGAUUGGAAUUGAAAUUAUGGAAAAUCUACGUUGAAAAUGAAAAUGGAGAAAAAGUGGAAACUAGAUUGUUACCUAAAAAUACAACAGAGUAUUUAUUUACUAACCUAGAAGCACAUACUUCUUAUACAAUGGGGCUGUGUAUGCUAACUGUAAAUGAGGCUACAAAAUGCUUAUGUAAACGAAUUGAAUCUGCGAAUUCAUUUCUAAGUAACAUUCCAACUACCCUGGAGGCUAUUCCGAUAUCGGCUAAUUCGAUCAACUUAACAUGGAACAUAGCGAAUCCUUAUCGAAAUGAUAUCUUCGAAGUUUGUUAUCAUGCUGUGCACAUCAUGAAGGACACAUCUAAUUGCAUGACAAUUAAUGACACUACUGCUCUUAUUGUGGAUCUCAAGCCAUAUACAUUGUACCAAUUUAAAAUCAGAGUUGUGCUAAACGAUCCCGAGCAAACUAGUGAAUUUAGUCAAGCGAUUGAGUGCUACACAGGCGAAGAUAUUCCUGGAAAAGUUGAGGACGUACAUUGGUUCCUCGGGAAUAGUACAUUAGUGCGAAUCGCAUGGAAAGAGCCAAGAAAAAUAAAUGGUUUAGUGCGAAAUUAUUAUGUUGUUUACACCAUGGAUUUAUCGAAAUCAGAUACAUGGGAAAAUUUAACAGUACCUGGCAAUAAGACACAAACAAAUUUAACGGGCUUACUAUCAGGUCGACGUUAUUUUGUAAUGGUGCAGGCAGCUACAAAAGCCGGCAAAGGCAAAUUGUCGGAUCCAAUUAUUAUUGUUGCAGGCAGCAGUUCCUCUAAAAUUCCUUCAUCCUCCGAUGGACAUAGACCGUCGUCAAAAACAAGAUCUGAUCAAAAUCUCGGAGUAAUUUUGGGACUUAGUAUAAGCAUAGUUUGUAUUGGACUUUGCUUAUUUAGUAUGUACUGCAGAAAAAAAUGGGAAACCUCAAGGUCCUUAAGAGAAACGCCUCAACCGUUGAAAAAUCGCGGUUUGGUAAGAAAUGGUAAUGGCUGUUGUAUUGAUCGUUCAUCGAUUCCUGUUAAUCAACAUGUGUCACAUUUUAUGGGAAAUGAAAUUGAACUCUCUGUUCUUUGUCCCCCGACAACAACUCCUCAUUUGGAUACAAAGGGUUCUCAUCCUAAUGGAGUGAUUGAAUUAGGUGCAAAGGAACCUUUACUUCACUCGUGGCAUACAAAUGGCGAUAGUAAAGAUCUUCAUAUAACAGAAAAUCCACAGUACAAAGCAAAAGGUGGUAGUGCCUCGAGCAAACAGCAAGAACAAGGCUUGAACGAUACACAAUUAUCGAUGGUCAAUUGUACUUUACGUAGCAGUGCUAACAGUUUAAACAAUAAUCUAGGAGGAUUUGGAAGUGAAGCUUCUUCCGUGAAGAUAAGGUCCAAUAAUUCCUUUCCAAUUCUCGAGCCGAAUGGAUGAUGCGAGGAUUAUGGAAACGAAAA